GCAGUACAAAGUAACUAACUACGUCGACCGUCUCCGAGUGCGGGGGAUCCGAGCCGGAGAGUUCCACGUCUAAAAAGAUCGUCAUUCCUAAUCUCUCACUUUUUUUUAUCUGUUUGGAGACCCAGUCUUGCUGUUACACCGCUCAAUCGCAGUCAAUCCUUUACCGUACCUCCCGUUUCAUCACAAUGUCCGACGAGUCGCCUCCAAGUGGCUUCGUAACGCCAUCCACACCCAGACCCAGCAGCUUUGCGCUCACCGAGUACGUCGCUGCUCGUACGCCGCCCUCUGAGCGCCAGGGGGCCGGAUUGCUUCGGAAAUGGGACAUCCCAGAUGGGUACCUGCUCCCUAAUGGAUAUCCAGAUUACAUGCGAUUGAUCUUGACGUCGCGAGUAUAUGAUAUCAUCAACGAGACACCGCUUCACCACGCCGUCAACCUGAGCAACCGACUGGAAUGCCGAGUUUUGCUUAAACGGGAGGACCUGCUGCCGGUCUUCAGCUUCAAGUUGCGCGGCGCGUACAAUAAAAUGGCUCAUUUGAGGCCAGAUCAACGGUGGAAGGGUGUUGUCGCCUGUUCGGCAGGAAACCAUGCGCAAGGAGUUGCCUAUUCGGCACGAAAGUUGAAGAUCCCCGCUACCAUCGUGAUGCCGUCGGGAACGCCGGCGAUUAAGCAUCGCAACGUGGCGCGGCUGGGCGGCAGUGUCAUUCUGCACGGAAGCGACUUCGAUGCCGCCAAGGAGGAAGCCCACCGGCUGGAGAAGCAACAUGGGCUGACGAGCAUCCCGCCCUUUGACGACCCCUACGUGAUUGCCGGCCAGGGUACCAUCGGCAUGGAGAUCCUGCGGCAGGCCAACCUGGAGAAGCUGGAGGCGGUCUUCUGUGCGGUCGGCGGCGGUGGCUUGAUCGCAGGCAUUGGCGUGUACCUGAAGCGCAUUGCACCGCAGGUCAAGAUCAUCGGCGUCGAGGCGUACGACGCCAACGCCAUGGCCCAGUCGCUUAGCAACGGAUCUCGCGUCCAACUGAAGGAGGUUGGCCUGUUCGCCGACGGCGCGGCGGUCAAGAUCGUCGGCGAGGAGACGUACCGGCUGUGCCAGGAUGUCGUCGACGACAUCAUCCAGGUGUCGACCGACGAGACCUGUGCCGCCAUCAAGGACACCUUCGAGGACACCCGGUCGGUCAUCGAACCGGCCGCCGCGCUGGCCCUGGCGGGUCUAAAGAAAUACGUGCAGCAGAACCCGAGCCCGGACACCAACCGGGAACUGAUUGCCAUCACCUCGGGGGCCAACAUGGACUUUGACCGGCUGCGGUUCGUUGCCGAGCGCGCCGCUCUGGGCGAGCGCAAGGAGGCCCUGCUGAGCGUCAACAUCCCCGAACGGCCGGGCGCCUUCGCCCAGCUGGUCGACUUCGUCCUCCCGCACGCCGUCACCGCGUUCAGCUACCGCUACGCCUGCCCGGAGUCCGCCGACGUGCUCAUGGGUAUCUCGCUGUCGGCGCUGACCGGCCGCGAGGAUCUGGCCAACAUCAUCGCGCAGCUUGCCCGGGCGGGCAUGGCUGCCCAGGACUUGAGCGACGACGAACUCGCCAAGCGGCACCUGCGCUUCCUCGUCGGCGGGCGCAGCUCUGUCAACGACGAGCGUCUCUUCAUGUUCGAAUUCCCCGAACGGCCGGGCGCGCUCGCCAACUUCCUCACCACGCUGCGGCCCAACCAGAACAUCUCCCUCUUCCACUACCGCAACUACGGCGGCGAUGUCGGCAAGGUUCUCGCCGGUAUCCAGUGCCCCGAGGCCGAGAAGCCCGAGCUCGAGGCCUUCCUUCAAGACGUCGGGUAUCCGUUCAAGGAGGAGACCGACUCGGCUACCUACAAGACUUUCCUGCGAGGCUCUCAGGCCUAAGAUUCGGGCCUUGUUCUCGAAGACAGCGGCUGUUCGGAAUGAUUUCGGGAUAUUUGAAAACAAGACAUGGCUCAGCGAUUGACUUUGACGUAUCAGUUUAUAGACCCGGCUCUCUGAUUUAUAUUCUUGCUUACGCUCUGGACAUAUAGAAUAAAACAUAAAUACCUUGAAUAAUAUUUUAUUUUGAAAAA
This is a messenger RNA of Penicilliopsis zonata CBS 506.65, 2080 nucleotides long. RefSeq lists its product as hypothetical. The record is from RefSeq and is a predicted model, not a curated record. Gene Ontology annotation, biological process: L-threonine catabolic process. Gene Ontology annotation, molecular function: threonine deaminase activity; pyridoxal phosphate binding. The transcript is spliced from 4 exons. NCBI's taxonomy places the organism in Eukaryota, Fungi, Ascomycota, Eurotiomycetes, Eurotiales, Aspergillaceae. Bases 186 to 1889 code for a protein of 567 amino acids.